This is a messenger RNA of Guyanagaster necrorhizus, 2121 nucleotides long. RefSeq lists its product as uncharacterized. The transcript is spliced from 2 exons. Bases 298 to 1755 code for a protein of 485 amino acids. The record is from RefSeq and is a predicted model, not a curated record. NCBI's taxonomy places the organism in Eukaryota, Fungi, Basidiomycota, Agaricomycetes, Agaricales, Physalacriaceae.
GUGCCAUGUAUUUAUACUGUUUUCUACCUAAUCUGGUACUUCCUCCCCAUUUCCUCCCUCAUGUCAGCAUGCCGAGACAUGCCGCAUCACCAGAAUAUCGCAACAGGAAGGCUGUACCAACUAGAAGACAGAGACCUUCUGCCGACUGGCAUCACAACAGCAUACGCAGUCGCGAGAAGAGGGACACAGCACUGCCAUCCUACCCCAGAUAUCAGUUUCAUGACAUAACGUUCUUGCUUUUGACCACAAGCUGUACCACAAAAACAGCGAGCACUAGGAGCAGCAGCCAGCUGGGAGAUGGCGCCUUCCCGCCCAUUGUCCUGGCCUCAAGGCCAUCUUGAAGAGGACUUUGACCUACCACCGUCUUACGAAUCCGUGCUGAAUGCAGACUUUGGUGAAUCGCCAGCGCUAGCGCUGGUGCAACAUCGAGAUGCGCCUCUCCCGCCUCUACCACCCGCCGAGCCGAACCCAUCCGAGCCGGCACCAUCACAGCCGACACCUCCCCAGCCGGCAUUACCUGAUUUGAGUGAACCAAUCACUUACCCGCCAAGUCCUCGCCCGCGACUUGAUCGUCGGGCCGAUGCAGCCAACAGCCGACAGUCAACACCUUCCCAGUCGGCAUUACUUGAUUCGAGUAAACCAGUCAUACGCCCGCCGAUUUCCCGCCCCCGACGCGAUCGUCAGGCCGAAUCAGCCAAUCGUGAAACUCCCCGGCCUCCGCCAAUCCAUCCUCGUCGACGUAGCACGCGAAGCCCACAAAUACCCGAACCUAUUCGUGAGCGACGGCGGAGGCGAAGUGCCCGCCCUACGCAACGAUCUAUCACCGAGCCCAUAUCCCAGACAGCCCCCGCCAAUCCUGGCAGAUCCAGCGCAGUGCCACAACUUUCGACCUUUGCAUCUCAGCCUGACCUGCCCUCACCUCUUCUGCGUACCUCCACUGAGCUCCUACUUCGCGCCCGAAAACGCCAAUCCAGUUUUUUCGCGUCCAAGUCCAAGACGGGACGGGAGCUUCGUGAGGCCAUCAAGGAGAUCAUUCCGCAGCUUAUCGACGGAGAAGAAGGUGUGCUAACCGUACUGAAAGAUGCGUGCCAGUGUACCGGCGGUAAACUUGAUCUUGGCAGUGUCUUGAGAGACCGGACUGGAAAGGUCCGCGUCGGUAGUCUCAGCAAGAAUGCUUCUACCGCGUCGUUGAGAAGAGACGAUUCAAAUCGGUGCUUGCUAUUCGCUGCUGUGAAGAAUGUAAGUGGCGGUGGGAUCUUGAGGGUUUUGCUCUCGUAUGCAGCCCCUAUACCCCUUAAUUCACCCACCAUGGAAGAUAUCAGGCUUGCUUGUCUCCUUCGUGGAGAGGGCAAUGCCUUCUUUCAGAAAAUUCGUGGGUGGAUAGGGUUAAAGCCGCUAGUCAAUGUCAUUGAAGAAGGCGAUGCAGAGGGUUUCCGAGCUCAGUUCGAUUGGGACGGUCAAAAUGUCGAAUUCAUUGCGCGAGGCCGGAUUUGGUCUAUCUCAUACCAGAGUCAACCAGUACCCAGGGUGGUCCUGUCGCUCUUAUCAGAAUCCCCGCCGACGUGGGUCGAUGCUCGUCUUGUCACUCCCAAGACAGAAAUAUUGCUGCGGUCAACAACACAGCUAAUCCCUGACCGUUGUCGUCGUGGUAAGGAUCUGAGUGUUCCGUGGACGGGCAAUCUUGGCCGAGGGAGAUGUCAAAUGGAGGCGAAGCUGGAAAAGCCUCGGGACGAUGGAUGGUGUGUCGUAUGCUAGCCGCGACUGAACUCAAAUCGCGAUGGACGUAAUAUUAAACCGGUUACAGACUUGAUUGAACUUUCACUUUUUGUUCAUCUGCCAGGUUCGUCGUACACUCCCGCGGGUCACAACGACCCACGAGGUAUACUCGUUCUGACGGAGUCUUUCAAAUUAUGGACUAGUAGGGCGAGCGUUACAGAAGUACAAAUUGUUCUAUAGCAAUACCGUGAUCAAGGGAUCUUUAUGAGAAGCGUACAUAUAUUAUUGGUCGUAACAGAACGUAGGCAACUGUUCAUAUCCCCCGCCUAGGAAAUAUCAGGUAAGAGUUAGGAAUGGUGUUGGCCAUGGGCAUCCUGUAGGACAAGUCCGGAGUUCCAGCGCAAA